Messenger RNA from Aphanomyces astaci, 522 nucleotides. RefSeq lists its product as hypothetical. Lineage: Eukaryota; Oomycota; Saprolegniomycetes; Saprolegniales; Verrucalvaceae. The record is from RefSeq and is a predicted model, not a curated record. The coding region runs from base 1 to 522 and encodes 173 amino acids. The transcript has a single exon.
AUGCACAAAGAAGUGCUGAAUCGCAACGAGCUACGGACGAACAAGGCGACGAAAGCCACAGAAGAUUUCGAAGCCUGCAAUGUGACUGAAGGUGAUUACGUGUUAUGGUCAAGGGUGGAUGAGCGCUACCAUCCCAAGCUACUCGUCACCUGGGUCGGUCCGUACCGCGUCGAGUCAGUGGGUGAAUUCUCCGUGAUGUUAGAACAUCUGGUGACACAUGAAGAACGCGAAGCACAUACGGCCCGCGUGAAAAUGUAUGCGGAAACGAGUUUUGAAGUCACAGAAGAAAUCCUCGAGCAUGUUUCCGAGCAAGGCAUUGUAUCGCAAGUUAAAUCCAUCGCGGGAGACAAGUUUGUCCCAGAUGUGAGCGACUUCAUGUUGAAAGUAUUUUGGGAAGGCUUUGAAGACAUCGAAUCUUCAUGGGAACCUCUCAACAAGCUGAUGCGCGAAUGCCCAGCCGUGGUCAAAGCGUAUGCGGCGACCAAGAAAAAUGCCGACACGAGACACUGGCCAAGGCGAUGA